This is a messenger RNA of Papaver somniferum (opium poppy), 1327 nucleotides long. RefSeq lists its product as uncharacterized. The record is from RefSeq and is a predicted model, not a curated record. The coding region runs from base 1 to 915 and encodes 304 amino acids. NCBI's taxonomy places the organism in Eukaryota, Viridiplantae, Streptophyta, Magnoliopsida, Ranunculales, Papaveraceae. The transcript is spliced from 4 exons.
AUGUCGUCACAAGGGAACAAUCAACUCUUAAUGCUCUCUUCACAAAUGCAAUCAAGUGCCAUAAUCCAAAGCGUGCAAAGGCUGGUAAAAAGAAUUGUUGCUACUACUGAAGUACCCAAGGAUGCAGCUGAUGAAUGGUCAACAAAUAACAAGAAAAAAGUUUUGAAAAAUGCUCCAUGGAAUGUGUUGGGGUGUAUGUUGGUUUUACAGUGUUAUAACUCAGAGAUUCCUAUCAAAGAACAUGUUUUUAAAAGCCAAGUUGAUCUGAAUGAGCCGUUGGGAAGGGGAGGGUGGAUCGAUACUGCAGCUGGUCAAAGAAUAUGGUUUAUCUAUCACUUUGAAGAUCAGCCCUACAAUAUAUGUAAAGAUUGCUUUGUUGUGGAUCAUCUGAAGGAGAAGUGUGCAAUAAUAGCGCAAGAGUUGAAAGUAAAAGCAACGACGGAUGUUGAGUAUUUAGUUUGGAGCCAAACUGAAGAAGGAAAAGCGUUUUUGGCAGCCUAUAUCAUAAAUGAGGGUGCUGGGAGUAAUUCUGGGCUAAUGAAUAUUGAUGGUUCUGAGGAAAAGGUUCAAACAGUUAUAGAGGAGGAAGAAGAUAUAAGGAAGUCCAAGAGAUCCAGAGAAGCUGAAAUCUUGAAUGGUGAUAUGGCGAUUGAUCAAAUAGAUAUGAGUUCACAUAUAAAUCCAAUUUUUCAAAGGGAUUUGAAUAUGAUUGAUGGUACUGAUUCAACGGGAGAACAGAAUGGUGAGUUUGGUAAGCAAUCGAUGCAACUUGUAAGUCUAGAAUCAAAGAGAGAAAAUAUUGCAUUUGAUAGCUCUGGAGAUAAUACUAGUGGAGGGGCUACACAGAAUCAACCUGGAAUGGCUGCAAAUCAAUCAAAGGUGCUUUCAAAGGAGCCUGGUGCCUCCCAGCAGUAGCAUACAAUCCAGAACAAGCUGAAGUAUUACCAGUGUUUGAAGAAAUCCAAUUGACAAAAAGGAAAGGAAUAACAAAUCUUCAUGUUAGGGAUUGCAGAAAUGUUGUUGAUGCUUUAAAUGGAAAAGCUGGAGUAGUCAAAUGGCAAAAUAGCUCUAUACUCAGUGACUGUCUUGAGUGUCUUAAGUAUUUCAAUAAGUGGGUAAUCACUUAUAUACCCAGAGAAACAAAUUGUGCGGAUGAUUUACUAGCAAAAGAUGCAGUCAGCAUGUCUACUAGUACUUGUUGGGAAAAUGAUCCUCCUGGGUGGAUCCUAUCUAUUAUGAGAGAAAAACGCAAUGUUCAACAAAUUUAGUGAUUAAUAUAAAAUCCUAUUUCCUAUUUAAAAAAAAAAAUGACAGGUUAAACCAAGUC